GCAUUCUCUGUUAGCUGCUUUCCUUUGCAGCCUCACUCUGAACCUGGUCUGGAGUGCUGGACGUUUCAGGGUCAUGGGGCUUUUAGAUGUUUUCCUCCAGGCCUCCUCCACCUCUUGGUUGGUAGCUCUGGCUGUCCUGCUGCUGGUCUAUUUCAUUUCCUCCAGCUUUAGUUCUGGAAAACAUGGGAAGGAGCCGCCCGGACCGAGACCACUUCCUGUGAUUGGAAACCUCCUGCAGAUUGACCUGAGCAGACCGUACCACACAUUCCAGGAGUUUUCUAAGAAGUAUGGAUCAGUCUUCACUGUGUAUCUUGGGCCCAAAAAAGUGGUGGUUCUGACCGGAUACCAGACGGUGAAGGAGGCUCUGGUUCAGCACGACGAGGAGUUUGGAGACCGGGAUUCGUUUCCGAUUUUACAUGACUUCAACAAAGGGCAUGGGGUCUUAUGGUCGAACGGUGACUCUUGGAGAGAAAUGCGACGCUUUGCUUUGACAAACCUCAGGGACUUUGGGAUGGGCAAGAAGGCGUGUGAAGACAAAAUAAUAGAGGAGUGUCAGCAUCUCAUUGAGGUUUUUAAGAAUUUCAAAGGAAAACCUUUUGACACAAUGCAGCCAACCAACUACGCCGUCUCCAACAUCAUCUGCUCCAUGGUGUACGGCAGCAGAUUCGAAUACAGUGACCCAGAGUUCACAUCAAUGGUGGAUCGAACCAACAGGAACGUUCUGCUCAGCGGUUCUCCGUCCAUUCAGCUUUACAACAUGUUUCCACGCCUCUUUAAAUGGGUCACAAAGAGGAAGGAGUUCACAGAAAUGGCUGUAGCCAAUCAGAAGCAGAACUUCGCCCUCUUCAGGCGGUUAAAGGAGACGCUGAACCCGGACAUGUGCAGAGGUUUUGUGGACGCCUUUCUGGUUCGCAAGCAGAACCUGGAGGCGUCUGGAAAUAAAAACAGCCACUUCCACAAUGAGAACCUGUUAAUGACGGUCACAAACUUAUUCAACGCCGGGACUGAAACAACAUCCACCACUCUGAGAUGGGGGCUUCUCCUCAUGGCCAAAUAUCCAAAGAUACAAGACCGGGUCCAGGAGGAGCUGAGGAGGGCGAUAGGAGAUCGGCAGGUUCAGGUUUCAGACAGGAAGAGUCUGCCGUUCACCGACGCCGUGAUCCAUGAAACACAAAGACUGGCCAGCAUCGUUCCCACUGCGCUGCCUCACAGAACCAGCAGAGACACCAUGUUCCAGGGUUACUUCAUCAAGAAGGGAACCACAGUCUAUCCCCUCCUGACCUCCGUCCUGCAUGAUCCCAGUGAGUGGGAGAAACCCCACAGCUUUCAUCCUGCUCACUUUCUGGACAAAGAUGGCAAAUUUGUAAAGCGUGACGCCUUCCUGCCGUUUUCUGCCGGUCGCAGGAUCUGCCUGGGAGAGAGUUUAGCCAGGAUGGAGCUGUUCAUCUUCUUCACCACCCUGCUGCAGCGCUUCCGCUUCACUCCAGCACCGGGAGUUAGAGAAGACGACCUGGACCUGACGCCACGCGGAGGCAUCACUCUCAGCCCUACGACUCAUCAGCUGUGUGCUGUUUCUCAGAUGUGAAGAACAAUCAACAGUUCAUGCAAAGCUUUAACUUUUGAAUCUUUAUGUCAGAGAGUGAAAAACUAUAUUUGUGAAACAGAAAUUGUUCAUGCAAUAAGUCUGAAGAAAAAAAAAAGUUAAAUGUUUUGACAUGUGGCUAAACUAAGAUUAUCCCAUAAUCUGAUAAACCAGCAACAGAUUAGAACCACAAAGAAUAAAAAUGAUGAAAAAUUUGUAAGGUGUGGCAGGAAUUUCUUAACCAUAAAGUAAUUAUGUUGUCUACCAGAAGCAAUAAAAUGAUCAUUGAGUCAACUCUC
Messenger RNA from Poeciliopsis prolifica (blackstripe livebearer), 1881 nucleotides. Its product is annotated as cytochrome P450 2K1-like. The transcript is spliced from 9 exons. Gene Ontology annotation, cellular component: cytoplasm; intracellular membrane-bounded organelle. Gene Ontology annotation, molecular function: oxidoreductase activity, acting on paired donors, with incorporation or reduction of molecular oxygen, reduced flavin or flavoprotein as one donor, and incorporation of one atom of oxygen; heme binding; iron ion binding. Bases 74 to 1585 code for a protein of 503 amino acids. Lineage: Eukaryota; Metazoa; Chordata; Actinopteri; Cyprinodontiformes; Poeciliidae. The record is from RefSeq and is a predicted model, not a curated record. Gene Ontology annotation, biological process: xenobiotic metabolic process.